AAAGAGAAGCUCCCCUCUCCUGGCCCAUCCCUUCCCUUCUUCCCUCCCCCCUCCCCCCGAACUUUCCCUCUCGCAUGCUUUUCCCCUGCACCACGGAUCGCCUCUCGGAUGCCGCUUGCCUGGAAGCUGCGUUAGGAGCGAGCGGCGGCGGUGGCGGCGGUGGCGGCGGCGGCGGCAGCUCGGGAGUGCUAUGACCGGCAAACUCGCCGAGAAGCUGCCGGUGACCAUGAGCAGUUUGCUAAACCAACUGCCUGACAAUCUGUACCCCGAGGAGAUCCCCAGCGCGCUCAACCUCUUCUCCGGCAGCAGCGACUCGGUAGCCCAUUACAAUCAGAUGGCUACAGAGAAUGUGAUGGACAUCAGUCUGACCAACGAGAAGCCCAACCCGGAACUCUCUUACUCGGGCUCCUUCCAGCCAGCCCCCGGCAACAAGACCGUGACCUACUUGGGAAAGUUCGCCUUCGACUCCCCUUCCAACUGGUGCCAGGACAACAUCAUUAGCCUCAUGAGCGCCGGCAUCUUGGGGGUGCCCCCGGCCUCAGGGGCGCUCAGCACGCAGACGUCCACGGCCAGCAUGGUGCAGCCGCCGCAGGGCGACGUGGAGGCCAUGUAUCCGGCGCUGCCCCCCUAUUCCAACUGCGGCGAUCUCUACUCGGAGCCCGUGUCUUUCCACGACCCCCAGGGCAACCCCGGGCUCGCCUAUUCCCCCCAGGAUUACCAAUCGGCCAAGCCGGCCUUGGACAGCAAUCUCUUCCCCAUGAUUCCUGACUACAACCUGUACCACCACCCCAACGACAUGGGCUCCAUUCCGGAGCACAAGCCCUUCCAGGGCAUGGACCCCAUCCGGGUCAACCCGCCCCCCAUUACUCCUCUGGAGACCAUCAAGGCGUUCAAAGACAAGCAGAUCCACCCGGGCUUCGGCAGCCUGCCCCAGCCGCCACUCACUCUCAAGCCCAUCCGGCCCCGCAAGUACCCCAACCGGCCCAGCAAGACCCCGCUCCACGAACGGCCCCACGCGUGCCCUGCAGAGGGCUGCGACCGCCGUUUCAGCCGCUCGGACGAGCUGACCCGGCAUCUGCGCAUCCACACGGGCCACAAGCCCUUCCAGUGUCGGAUCUGCAUGCGGAGCUUCAGCCGCAGCGACCACCUCACCACUCACAUCCGCACGCACACGGGCGAGAAGCCCUUUGCCUGCGAGUUCUGCGGGCGCAAGUUUGCGCGCAGCGACGAGCGCAAGCGCCACGCCAAGAUCCACCUCAAGCAAAAGGAGAAGAAGGCGGAGAAGGGGGGUGCGCCCUCGGCAUCCUCGGCGCCCCCAGUGUCCCUGGCCCCCGUGGUCACCACCUGCGCCUGAGGCUCUGGCCCCCAGAUCCCCACUUUUCCCCUUCAGUGCCUCCGGCUGCUCGCCUGAAAGCAGCGGGAAAGCCAGCCACGGAGGCGCAGGGGCCGCGCCCUGGCCUCUCCAUGGACGUGCGGCCCCUUGCUCCCCUGCGAUGCCCCCGGUUCCCACCCUUUCACGCCGGCCGGCGGUCAGGGGCCAGGGCUGGAGGCGCCUUCCCCUCGCUGCCCCCCCUUAGCCAAGGCGUGGGGGCGGAAAGGUGGCGUCUAGCCCGCUUUGUUCAGUCGGAUCGCCUUGAUCCAGGGGCCGCCGGGCCGCGCCAAGGACCUGCGGGGGACUGAAGGCGGAGCCCACCCAACCCUCGCCCAACCCAAACACCUCACUGUUUCCCCCGUGUUUCCCUCCGUUCCCCCUCGAAGACUCGAGAGGGGGAGGGGGUAAGAAGCGCACCAAAGCGCAGAGCUUGCUGCCCGCCGCACGCACGCGCGCCUGCGUGCGGGGAUGCGCGCGAGUGUGUGCGUGCUCGCGUGUGCGUGUGUGGAUGAGUGUGUGGAUGUGCGCGCGCGCGCGCGCGUGUGUGUGAGACUCUUGAGCUGAACUGGGCUGUGUCUACCCCAAACUCUUCCCCACAUUGGGCCCCCAGGCUGCCAGGGCAUGUCCCAGGCUGGGGGCCUGCACGUGGCCGGAGGAGAUGGUCUUCCAUCUGCUCUGAAAUAAUGUUUCUUACAGAAAUGCCUCGGAUGCCGCCGCCGCGGUGCCGCUGUCGCCGCUUCGGGUUUGGCCCCUCAGAACCCCUCCUUUUCCGGGCGCUUCCCUCUUAGGCCUCAGGGCAGUUUGAUCUGCGGGGAGAAAAAGCAGCCAUCACUGAGCCUGCCUUUAAAUAUACAUAUACACGUGUUAUUUUCUCGGC
This is a messenger RNA of Propithecus coquereli (Coquerel's sifaka), 2249 nucleotides long. It is a transcript of the gene EGR3, whose product is annotated as early growth response 3. The coding region runs from base 191 to 1354 and encodes 387 amino acids. The record is from RefSeq and is a predicted model, not a curated record. Lineage: Eukaryota; Metazoa; Chordata; Mammalia; Primates; Indriidae. Gene Ontology annotation, molecular function: DNA-binding transcription factor activity, RNA polymerase II-specific; RNA polymerase II cis-regulatory region sequence-specific DNA binding. Gene Ontology annotation, biological process: regulation of transcription by RNA polymerase II. The transcript has 2 exons.